UUAGUCGCAGCGCCCCUUCAACGGUUGCAAGCGCAGUAGUCUAGUGCCCCGCCCACCCGUUGCCAUAACAGCAGUACACAACCGCUGCUUCCCCUUGCCCCUCUUCCAGAACAAUCCUUCCCUCUCAGGGCAAGGCUCCUGGACUGCUUCUAGUUGGGCUGGACCAGGAUGUCAGAUGAAGAAGACCCGGAAGACUUUGAACCAGACCAGGAUGAUUUUGAGAAAGAAGAUGACGAGAAGGAGACAGAGGAGUCGGAGGACUUCAGGAAAGAGGGGGAAGACGGGCCAGAGGAAUGGAUGUCCACUCCCCUCACGGAGGACAUGAUGAAAGAAGGCCUUUCCCUGCUCUGCAAGACGGGCAGCGGACUGGCCCAUGCUUACGUCAAGCUGGAGCUUAGAGAGAGGGACCUGACAGACAUAUACUUACUGCGCUCCUACAUCCAUCUGCGUUAUGUGGAUGUUUCUGAGAACCACCUGACAGACCUGUGGCCUCUCAAUCACCUCACCCACCUGCUCUGGCUCAAGGCUGACGGCAAUCGGCUGAAGAGUGCCCAGCUGAAUGAGCUGCCCUACCUGCAGAUCGCCAGUUUUGCCUAUAACCAGAUCACUGACACUGAGGGCAUCUCUCAUCCUCGUCUGGGAAGCCUGGAUCUCAAAGGAAACCGCAUUCGUAUGGUGACAGGUCUGGACCCCCAAAAGCUGAACAGCCUGCACACGCUGGAGCUUCGGGGAAACCAGCUGGAAAGCACCCUGGGGAUCAACCUUCCUAAGCUGAAGAACCUCUACCUGGCCCAGAACGCACUGAAGAAGGUCGAAGGCUUGGAGAACCUAAGCAAUCUCAUCACCUUGCAUCUUCGUGACAACCAAAUCGAAACUCUGGACGGCUUCUCCAGAGAAAUGAAAGCACUGCAGUACCUCAACCUGAGGGGCAACAUGGUGACUGACUUGAGGGAGCUGGCCAAGCUCCACGACCUGCCCAAGCUGCGUGCCCUGGUGCUGCUGGAUAACCCCUGCACGGACGAGACCGACUACCGCCAGGAGGCCCUGGUGCAGAUGGUGCACCUGGAACGCCUGGACAAAGAGUUCUAUGAGCGGGCUGAGGCUGAAGAGAUCCGCCAGAGGCUGAAGGAGGAGCAGGAACAGGAUGGCGAGAUGGAGCACGACCUGGAACCCAUCCAGCCAUUGCCUUAGCAGCUGUUCUAGCCUUGGAAGACAGUAGGGGCCAGGAGGAGAUCACACUCCCUGGGCCGGAUCUGAGCGGACUCCCGGAGCGCCGCAUCCUCUCUACCCUCGCUGGGAGACAGAGCUGGGGAUUCAUCCCAGCCUGAGCAGUUACCUGAGCAGGGUGGGGUGCACCGUGAGGGCGCCGUGGGCCUGGAGCCUGGGCUGGUCGGCUCUCCGCAGGUCUGUGUAGGAGCCAGGCCUGGUGGGUGGCUGAGGGAUGCUGGUAGUGUUGACGGGAGAGAACUACGGAGGCGGGCUGAGGUUCUAGGAGGAGCUCAAUGUUCGAAUAAAGAGCUAUUUUCCUACU
Tupaia belangeri chinensis (Chinese tree shrew) is the source of this 1531-nucleotide messenger RNA. RefSeq names its product leucine rich repeat containing 23 (gene LRRC23). Lineage: Eukaryota; Metazoa; Chordata; Mammalia; Scandentia; Tupaiidae. Gene Ontology annotation, molecular function: protein binding. The transcript has 8 exons. The record is from RefSeq and is a predicted model, not a curated record. The coding region runs from base 169 to 1191 and encodes 340 amino acids.